Mercurialis annua (annual mercury) is the source of this 1005-nucleotide messenger RNA. RefSeq lists its product as uncharacterized. The transcript is spliced from 4 exons. The record is from RefSeq and is a predicted model, not a curated record. NCBI's taxonomy places the organism in Eukaryota, Viridiplantae, Streptophyta, Magnoliopsida, Malpighiales, Euphorbiaceae. Bases 1 to 1005 code for a protein of 334 amino acids.
AUGAAUAACGAGGGAAACAAUUAUGAUGAAGAGGGGAGGUUCAAUCCUCUAAUGGAUGGAGGGGAACAACAAUAUCCACCCGCUCCUCCAUUAGGGAAUCUUCAUGGGAUAACGGCGGACCAAAUUAAACUUCGGAUGUUCCCUUUUUCCUUGAGGGACAAGGCUAGCAUUUGGUUGCACUCUCUACCUAAUGAGUCCAUUCACAAUUGGAGGGAGUUGGCUCAAGCCUUCCUUAACAAAUAUUUCCCUCAUGGCAAGACUACAAAGUUGACUAAAGACAUACUUGAGUUUGUCCAAUUUGAAGGAGAAUCACUUCAUGAGGCAUGGGAGCGGUUUAAGGAUUUACAACGAAGUGUACCCCAUCAUCGGCUCAAUAGAGAGCAUGUUAUACAAAUCUUCUAUGAUGGGACGAAUGUCACUACCCGAGCCACUAUCGAUGCGGCUUCGGGGGGUUCACUUAUGCAAAAAACCUAUGAGGAAGCCCUUGAAUUGGUGGAGAAAUUGGCCGUGGUUAGUAGUACUUGGGGUCCUAUGGAAAGAAGAGCGCCACCUACUCAAAAGUCACUCAUGACUCUUGAUCAAGUGAGGGAGAUGGAGUCCAUAAAAGCCGCAAAUGCUUCGCUUCAAGCUCAAGUGGAUGCUCUCAAGAAACAAGUCGCUCCUAUGCAACGAAACGCUCCGGUGGCUUAUGUUCAAGUAGGACAAGGCAAUGCUCAAGGGCCUAAUCAAGCGGGUCCAAGCUUCCAAGGUGGAAAUAGACCUCCCCAACAACAAGGAAAUUACCAUCACAAUCAAGGUCAUGGCAACAAUGCGAGUGCUAGACCUCAACAUCCUCCCGGGUUUCAAACUCAAAGAAACAUGGAUGAAGGGAAUAUGCUUGCUAAGUUGAUGGAUGAGCUUAGAGAGAUGAAGCAACUUCAAAAGAAUCAAGCCGCCACUAAUCAAAUGCUUGAGACUCAAAUCUCUCAACUUGCUAUCAAUCUUCAAGCUUGGCGGACGCACUAA